AUGGGUUGCGGUGUCUUUGUUAUCGGACCGGCUGGAUCGGGUAAAACUACGCUCUGCCAAGUCUUAAGAGAGUACUAUGUAGCGGCCAAAAGGCGGGUUGUGCUUGUUAAUUUAGAUCCAGCUCAAAUGCACGAAGAUUUUGAUUUUGAUAUUGAUAUUAGAGACCAUUUAUCAUUAAUGGAUGUUAUGGAAGAGGCUGAUUUUGGGCCAAAUGGAGGACUACUAGCUGGAGUAGAAGCUGUAGCUGAUAAUUUAGAUAUUUUGGAACUGCCUGAGGAAGAAGAUGCUUUUAUGUUAUUUGAUUGUCCGGGCCAGAUAGAGUUGUACAUUCAUUCGGAAUCGAUUAAGCGCAUAGUAGAAAAUGUGCAAAAGUGUCAUACGGUUAUGAUGGUGUAUGCUUUAGAUGCAACUCAUGUACUGGAGAUGGGUAAGUUUGUGGCGGGUGCUAUUUCAGCUACAAUUGCAAUGGCUAAGUUUGAAGUACCCCAUAUGAAUGUGUUUACUAAAUGCGACUUGGUGGGGGAAGAGGAGAUAGAAGAGUUUCUUUAUGGCUUAGAUAAGGAAACGAUUCAUGAACGAAUGGGUUAUGAAUCUGAGCAGGAGAAUAGGUUUAAUAUGGCUUUAGCAACAAUUAUUAGUGAUAACGGUUUAUUAGGUUUUUACCCGAUUGAUUACAAGAACGAGCAGGCAAUUGAAGAUCUGACCUAUCAAAUAGAUGCAUGCACGCAGUACUUAGAAUCUCAGGAGCCACAAACCAAAGAGUAA
Messenger RNA from Nematocida homosporus, 765 nucleotides. RefSeq names its product GPN-loop GTPase. NCBI's taxonomy places the organism in Eukaryota, Fungi, Microsporidia. The coding region runs from base 1 to 765 and encodes 254 amino acids. The transcript has a single exon. Gene Ontology annotation, molecular function: GTPase activity. The record is from RefSeq and is a predicted model, not a curated record.